Messenger RNA from Penicillium digitatum Pd1, 852 nucleotides. NCBI's taxonomy places the organism in Eukaryota, Fungi, Ascomycota, Eurotiomycetes, Eurotiales, Aspergillaceae. The record is from RefSeq and is a predicted model, not a curated record.
AUGUCGAAACCGCUACGGCCAAGAGGAGUACCAACCCCCAACCCGCGGUUCCGAGUCCAUGUCCGCGAAGAGCCAAAGCCCCAAAUCCCAGAACCCUCGACAUAUGAGGGCCCAUCCCUCUCCAAACAAAGACCCGCCCUCUCAUAUUUCCUCACUAGCCUCCGCCACCGCAUCUCCGCCCUCCCAUACCCAGUCCGACAAGCAUGUCGCACUCUCCGCUGGGCAGUACCUAUACUCCCGAUCGUACUUUUCUUCCCAGAACAUGUUAUGCAAGUAAUGUGGGUUCGCGGGCCAUCAAUGACACCCUACCUGAACGAGGAGUAUGCGCAAACACAAACGAAAAGCGAUAUAGUGAUGGUCAGCAUGUGGCCGUGGGGAUCUAUAUUGCCGUUCAAGAAGGAGCGGAAGCUGGAACGAGGGAUGAUUGUUACUUUCCGUGCAGCAACAAAAACUGACAAUCUCUUCGAGACAUAUAGCUCCCCUGCAAACCCGUCUCAUAUCGCUAUUAAGCGCAUCAUCGGUCUACCCGGGGACCGAAUCACGACCCGUGAGCCAUGUCUGCGACCAACGCAGAUCGUCCCCUGGAAUCACGUCUGGUUGGAGGGUGACGCGGAGGAUCCGCGGAAGACACUGGAUAGCAACACAUAUGGGCCUGUCAGUCUCAGUCUGGUUACUGGACGAGUAUUUGCGGUGCUAGGACCGCGGAUGCGAUGGCUGAAGUGGACGGACUGGGAAAAUGAGAAGAGGGAGUCUGCGUCGACGGAUAGUGCGACUGUGGAUAAGUAUCGACAAAGUGUGCGGGAUCGUGUUGUGAAGAAUGCCGUUAAGCUUGAGCAGCCCAUGUUGAACUGA